CCCCCUACCGACGUCACUUCUACCCGCACCACCAACACCCUUCCACCACAGCUGUCAGUCGGCGGGCCUUCGCUCCUGUCCGCCUUACCCUCGCCAUUGCUUCGCGGCUGUCGUUGUGGGAAGCGAUGCUCUCUCUGCUGCACCGAGCCACGGCGGCGGCCACGGGGGCGCGGGCCGCCAGGGUUGUUCUGUCUCAGCGUUCUUACUCCGAUUUCGCCAGUGAGGCCACCUUCGACAUUAAGCCAUGCGAGGUGCACAAACUGGAGUCAGCCCCUCCUGUCCGAGCGACAUUGACGCGUGAACAGGCGCUACUGUACUAUCGCCAGAUGCAGCUCAUCAGACGCAUGGAGCUCAAGGCUGACCAGCUGUACAAGCAGAAGAUCAUUCGUGGGUUCUGUCACCUGUACGAUGGGCAGGAAGCGUGUGCUAUAGGGAUAGAGAACGCCAUCACUCUGGCUGACCACGUGAUCACCGCAUACCGGGCUCAUGCCUACGCUUACACACGCGGUGUUAAACCACGUGCCAUCCUGGCGGAACUCACUGGUCGUCAGGGUGGCUGUGCUCAGGGUAAGGGAGGCUCCAUGCACAUGUACGGAACUCACUUCUAUGGUGGCAACGGCAUUGUGGGAGCACAGGUACCUCUGGGAGCUGGUAUCGCCCUCGCCUGCCAGUACCUGGGACGUAACGAGGUCUGUGUCUCUCUCUACGGGGACGGAGCAGCCAACCAGGGCCAGGUGUUUGAGGCCUACAACAUGGCUGCCUUGUGGAAGCUUCCCAUCGUGUUUGUGUGUGAGAACAAUCGCUACGGGAUGGGUACCGCUGUUGAACGAGCCUCUGCCUCAACCGAAUACUUCCGUCGUGGCGACUACCUUCCGGGUCUACGGGUGGAUGGUAUGGACGUGCUGUGCGUGCGGGAGGCCACUGCCUUUGCCGCAGAUCACGCUCGCUCCAACAAGGGACCCAUAGUGAUGGAGCUACAGACCUACAGAUACCACGGCCACAGCAUGAGUGACCCUGGUGUGAGCUACCGCACGAGAGAGGAGAUUCAGGAAGUCCGUACCAAGAGUGACCCCAUCUCUCUGCUCAAGGAUCGUAUCCUCAGCCACAACCUCAGCUCAAUCGAGGAGCUGAAGGAGGUGGAUGCGGCUGUGAGGAAAGAGGUGGAGGAUGCUGCCACCUUUGCCACCUCAGAUCCAGAACCGCCAAUGGAUGCCCUGGGGAGUCACGUGUUCCACUCGGAGGCGGACUUCCUGGCACGUGGUGUCACUCCCUGGCAGCGUGUCCGCUGCACCUCGUAGGGAGACACUCGGGGAGACACGGGGAGACACGGGGAGACACGGGGACACUCUGGGAGACUCUGGGAGACACUGGGAGACUCUGGGAGACACUGGGAGACUCUG
Petromyzon marinus (sea lamprey) is the source of this 1400-nucleotide messenger RNA. NCBI's taxonomy places the organism in Eukaryota, Metazoa, Chordata, Hyperoartia, Petromyzontiformes, Petromyzontidae. The record is from RefSeq and is a predicted model, not a curated record.